AUGUCUGAGUUAGAGAGUUCACAAUUUGAAGUGGAGGAUUGGGAGUUUAGAGUGGGUGAUGUGGGUUCUGCUGCUCGAGUGCAGACUCGCUUCCAUAGAGCAUGUGGAUAUUUGCAUGUCAUUAAGUAUUUCACCACAAUUGAAGCAAGGAAUCCAAGCUCCAAGCUUGUUGAGUCUUUGAAGAGAGCUCUUGAUAAACAAAGAAAGGUUGAACAAAGAAAGGUCGUUGGUUUGAAGAAGAAGUUAGCCUAUGCCGAAGAGGCACUAGCCAAAGUUGAGGCCAAGAAGAUGGAGGAGAUUGCCCAAGUACAUGUAGAAGCAGUUGAGGCUAAGUUGAGAAACCACCCCAACAUUUUCAAAUUGAAACAAGUUUUCUUGGAAUUCGAUGGCACUACUUACCUUGUCUUUGAAUUCAUGGAGGGAAACUUAUCUUAA
This is a messenger RNA of Prunus armeniaca (apricot), 435 nucleotides long. NCBI's taxonomy places the organism in Eukaryota, Viridiplantae, Streptophyta, Magnoliopsida, Rosales, Rosaceae. The record is from the annotation of a GenBank genome assembly.